Molecule: messenger RNA, 761 nt
Organism: Leptopilina heterotoma
Lineage: Eukaryota; Metazoa; Arthropoda; Insecta; Hymenoptera; Figitidae
Gene: Cbp20
Product: nuclear cap-binding protein subunit 2
Exons: 3
Coding region: 169-663 (164 amino acids)
Biological process (GO): mRNA cis splicing, via spliceosome
Cellular component (GO): nuclear cap binding complex
Molecular function (GO): RNA cap binding
Source: RefSeq, a predicted model, not a curated record
GUUUCUAGUUUCUACAAAGUUUCUAGAAGUGUUUGACAGAUUUUGACAUUUUUUGUUAAAAGUUGGAGUGAUUUUUUUUUAUUUCUGACUCUGACCAUAAAGUAGUUAAUGUUAAUUUAAUUGAAGAGGAGGACUAAUUAUUAUUAAGGACUAUUAUUAUUAUUAAAAAUGAGUUUAGUAGCUCCGGCGGUUACUUCACCUUCUGUAGAUUUGAGUUCCUAUCGAGAUCAGCAUUUUAAGGGUUCUCGAGCGGAACAAGAUAGAUUACUGAGAAAUUCCUGUACUCUCUACGUAGGAAAUCUUUCUUUCUACACAACAGAGGAACAAAUUUAUGAACUUUUCUCAAAAUGUGGUGACAUUCGACGUAUCAUUAUGGGUCUUGAUAAAUAUAAGAAGACGCCCUGCGGUUUUUGUUUUCUUGAAUAUUACGUGAGAGCUGAUGCUGAAAAUUGUAUGCGAUAUGUAAAUGGCACGAGGCUGGACGAUAGAAUUAUUCGAACAGAUUGGGACGCAGGUUUUAUCGAAGGUCGACAAUACGGUCGUGGAAAAACUGGUGGUCAAGUAAGAGACGAAUACCGAUCAGACUUUGACAGUGGCAGAGGUGGAUAUGGAAAAAUUAUACAGCAAAAAGUAACUCCUCUUUCCGACUCAUUUGGUCGGUAAAACUAAACAUUAAUUUAUUUUACUGUAGGUUAAUUUAACUAGUUUAUAAUGUUCGAGAAUUGAUUUUCUUUAAAAUUAUAAAUUUCUUUCGAAAUUUA